Messenger RNA from Symbiodinium sp. CCMP2592, 2412 nucleotides. The record is from the annotation of a GenBank genome assembly. Lineage: Eukaryota; Dinophyceae; Suessiales; Symbiodiniaceae.
AUGGCGCCUCGUACCCUGGCGCUUGCCUUGCCCGCUGCCGGCCUUGCCGAUGCCUCAGCGAUCUUGCAAGCGACACGAGCUACCAAGCUCUUGCAGAAACCGGUGGCCGCGCCACUUUUCGUGCCCGGAGCUCCCAGCACUCAGGGCACCCAGGCACCCCGCACAGCCGCACACGCAGCUGCGCAGACACCCAGCAGCGGCCUUUCGGCAGCUACCGUCGGCACCGUCGCCAGCGCAGGCGAGUUUUGGUGGCAGCCUUGUCUCGCGCUUCCGUGGCCUGACAGCAGAGCUGUGAGUGAGACUUGCGAGAGAGGCAAGCUUGGCAGGACAUCCCGGCCUCACGUCGCACGUAACUUCUUCGGCGGACCCACCUCGACACCGGCCAGCUUCGACCCGGCAACGGCCACCUUCAAUCGCCGUCGCGCGGUGGAGCUCAAGCAUGGGCGGAUCGCGAUGUAUGCGACCAUUGGCUACAUUGUCCCGGAAUACUUUCGCUGGCCAGGCUUCCUGUCCCCCUCGUUGGGCUUGAAGUUCUCUGACAUGCCCAACGGCCUUGCAGCUCUUUCCAAGCUGCCUGUGCUGGGUGGUGCUCAAAUCAUCGCCUUCGCCGGCCUCAUCGAGACGACAGGCUUCUUCCAGGCGGCCUCGACCACCGAUGGCCGUGGCCCGCGUGAGGGCCAGUUCUCCAUGAAGGACUCCACCGAGAGCGCCGAGCCCGGCAACUACGGCGUGGGUUUCCCGAACUUCCUGGGAAAGGUCGAGGAUCCAGAGGCACGCAAAACCAAACUUGCGGCCGAGCUGGCGAACGGCCGCUUAGCGAUGAUGGCCAUCAUCGGCAUGUUCUUCCAAGAUGGUCUCACCGGCUCUGCUUGGGGAGACUGGAGCACAUACACGGCGUCGCCCCUGAGGGCUUACGACCCCUCGGAGGAGGUCGGGGCCAUGCCACCUCUUGGCUUCUUCGACCCCCUGAACUUUUCCAAGCCGGGCCGACCGCUGGGCGUGUACCUCCAGGACCUGAGCGAUGAGGAGAAGUUCGCGUGGCUUCGCGCGGCGGAGCUGAAGAACGGUUUCGGAAGGCAGGCGUACGCCGACUUACAAGCCACCUUCAAUCGCCGUCGCGCGGUGGAGCUCAAGCAUGGGCGGAUCGCGAUGUAUGCGACCAUUGGCUACAUUGUCCCGGAAUACUUUCGCUGGCCAGGUGCGUGGAUGAUGUGGAUGCCACUGAACCAUGUAGACAUGCCCAACGGCCUUGCAGCUCUUUCCAAGCUGCCUGUGCUGGGUGGUGCUCAAAUCAUCGCCUUCGCCGGCCUCAUCGAGACGACAGGCUUCUUCCAGGCGGCCUCGACCACCGAUGGCCGUGGUCCGCGUGAGGGCCAGUUCUCCAUGAAGGACUCCACCGAGAGCGCCGAGCCCGGCAACUACGGCGUGGGUUUCCCGAACUUCCUGGGAAAGGUCGAGGAUCCAGAGGCACGCAAAACCAAACUUGCGGCCGAGCUGGCGAACGGCCGCUUAGCGAUGAUGGCCAUCAUCGGCAUGUUCUUCCAAGAUGGUCUCACCGGCUCUGCUUGGGGAGACUGGAGCACAUACACGGCGUCGCCCCUGAGGGCUUACGACCCCUCGGAGGAGGUCGGGGCCAUGCCACCUCUUGGCUUCUUCGACCCCCUGAACUUUUCCAAGCCGGGCCGACCGCUGGGCGUGUACCUCCAGGACCUGAGCGAUGAGGAGAAGUUCGCGUGGCUUCGCGCGGCGGAGCUGAAGAACGGUUUCGGAAGGCAGGCGUACGCCGACUUACAAGCCACCUUCAAUCGCCGUCGCGCGGUGGAGCUCAAGCAUGGGCGGAUCGCGAUGUAUGCGACCAUUGGCUACAUUGUCCCGGAAUACUUUCGCUGGCCAGGCUUCCUGUCCCCCUCGUUGGGCUUGAAGUUCUCUGACAUGCCCAACGGCCUUGCAGCUCUUUCCAAGCUGCCUGUGCUGGGUGGUGCUCAAAUCAUCGCCUUCGCCGGCCUCAUCGAGACGACAGGCGUGCGAUCUGGAGCCUCUGGAGCCAGAGCCAAGUUUCAGCGACUUGCACGUGAUCCAGAGGCACGCAAAACCAAACUUGCGGCCGAGCUGGCGAACGGCCGCUUAGCGAUGAUGGCCAUCAUCGGCAUGUUCUUCCAAGAUGGUCUCACCGGCUCUGCUUGGGGAGACUGGAGCACAUACACGGCGUCGCCCCUGAGGGCUUACGACCCCUCGGAGGAGGUCGGGGCCAUGCCACCUCUUGGCUUCUUCGACCCCCUGAACUUUUCCAAGCCGGGCCGACCGCUGGGCGUGUACCUCCAGGACCUGAGCGAUGAGGAGAAGUUCGCGUGGCUUCGCGGAGUCAUCGAUUUGCUGGCCUUUGGCGAAGCUAUAAGUGUCGGCCCGCUUUGA